Malus domestica (apple) is the source of this 1179-nucleotide messenger RNA. RefSeq lists its product as uncharacterized. The record is from RefSeq and is a predicted model, not a curated record. NCBI's taxonomy places the organism in Eukaryota, Viridiplantae, Streptophyta, Magnoliopsida, Rosales, Rosaceae.
AUGAAGAUCUCCCUCAAGCUUCCAGAAGACCAACAAGAGUUCCAGUACCACCGCAACCCACUGAUAAAGGCAAAGGUACCCGUAACCAUAUUCAACCAACCUUUUACUUCUUCCAUUGCCACCAUUUCAUCCGCCGCCUCUGCCACCAAGUCUUCCUCUCACCUCUCAUUUUCUCUCUCCUCCAACUUCUCUUCUGGCCCUUCCGUCAGACUCUCUUACUCUCACUCCUCCACCGCACCCUCCCCUUUCUCUCUCUCCCUCAAGUCUGGUCUUGGCCUCUUUGGCUCCCCAAAAAACUCCCCUCUUGUUUUUACUGCUCGCUUCUCUCUCUCCCACACAAACCCCACUUUCUCUCUCCACAUCAAGCCCCAAUUUGGCAACUUUUCACUCAAAAAAUCCACCUUUUCCGACCCUAAUUUCAAACAAAUUUCUGGGUCUUCCUCCGAUGUUGGUGACCAUUUGGAUUCUGGGUCUCCUUUAAAUGGUGGUUUUGGUAAUGGGCUUGUCUCUGAAGGGUCAUCUGUUUGGCAGGAGCUGAGGUUGGAGCCUUCCGGCGCCAAAAAUGGCGAAUUUAGGGAUAAUUGUGGAGCUCAUUCGAAUGGCGGAAUUGGGUCUGCGGCGGAGAGGUCAUUGGGUUGGAAGAAUGGUGGGAAAGAUGGGUUGUUUUCUGGAAUUGCUGUGAUGGCAAGGACUGUGUUGCCGGUCACAAAAAGUUUGGUGGUGAAUAUGCGCUGGGGUGUGAAUCUUCCUGCAAAGUUUGGUAAAACGAUGCCUUAUUUGACCGUGAAUAAGAUUGGUAUUGAGAGAGUUGAGGAGGUGAAGAUAGAGGAGGAAAAGAGUUCUGAGACCAAUGUGGGUGACAUGGAGUUGUUAAAGGGGAUGUGCUUUUGGAUGAGAAGGGAUUUGGAGGUCUUGGAGAAGGAAAAUAGGGAGAUGAAGCAGAGGUUGGAGGAUGUGAAGUUUGGAGUUUCUUCAAAGCGUUUUCAUACUGAGAAGAAUGAUGUUGUUGGGAAGAGAUUGCUGCCGCCUUCGAGUGAGACUUCAGGGGGGUUCGAACAGUGGAGGAACAAGAAGAAGGUCAGAGAAGAGAAUGCACAAAUGGAGCAGAAAAAGCCUACCAAUCAUGCUGUUGAUGUGGAGUCUGAAUUGCAGAGAGCUAUCAAGGCCGCUACCACUUAG